AUGGCUGGGCGACCGCCUGGAGGAGGUUUCAAUACGGGAUACUCGAAUAAUCGCGACGACCUCCUGCUCGACCUCGACAAUGACCAACCUGUUUACGGCGGCGGCCAACGCUCCAACCUUAAUGACGACGACCUGAUGCGCUUCCACGAACAAAAUCAAGACCCCCCACCAGGAAGAACCUCAGUGUCCUAUGACGACUUUGUUGGCGCUCGAGAUGCGAAUAAUGCUUCGUCUUCGCAUCCCCCGGGUGCUUUAGGUGUUCCUGGAUCCGGCCCAGGCUCGAAUCCUUACCUUACGAGACAAUACAGCCAGACCUCCGAACUUGGCAAUUAUCAGCGAUACGCUGACGAUUUCGACGAUUACCCCGUCGAAGGCGAUUCCUACUACCACCACGACGGAGGCGCGAGAGUUGACGAAAGCACACCCGGCUUGGGUAGGAAUAAUGCGCGGAAUCGAAACAGCGUCUUGAGCAUGGGUGGAGGCUUUAUAGGUAAAGUUAAGAACAGGCUUGGCAUGGGACAAGGUUACUCAGAGAUGGAUCUGCCUUUAACGGAGCCCGGCCACGAGCGAGGGGAUUCUGUUGGAGGACAAUCUCAGCUACCUCCCCAGCAGGGCCAGAAGGGUAGAUUCGACAUGGGCAACUUCAAGUUUGGAUUUGGAGGAUCGAAACCGGACCCCUCAACCCUCGGACCAAGAGUUAUCUACCUGAACAACCCACCCGCCAACGCUGCCAACAAAUACGUCGACAACCACAUCUCAACCGCCAAGUACAAUGUCGCGACAUUCUUGCCUAAAUUCCUUUACGAACAGUUUUCCAAGUUCGCCAACAUCUUCUUCUUGUUCACUGCCGCGCUACAGCAAAUUCCCAACCUGUCUCCGACGAACCCGUAUACAACCAUUGCUCCCCUCACCGUGGUGCUGAUUAUUUCUGCCGGAAAAGAAUUGGUUGAGGAUUAUCGCAGAAAACAAGCCGAUAACGCUCUUAAUACCUCUAAAGCUCGCGUGCUCCGAGGCUCGAAUUUCGAGGAAACUAAAUGGAUUAAUGUGGCCAUUGGAGACAUCAUCAGAGUUGAAUCAGAAGAGCCUUUCCCUGCUGAUUUGGUCCUUUUGGCUAGUUCCGAACCCGAAGGUCUCUGUUAUAUCGAAACUGCGAACCUGGAUGGUGAGACUAACCUCAAGAUCAAGCAAGCGCUGCCGGAAACUUCGUCUAUGGUUUCGCCGAAUGAGCUUAGCAGGCUAGGUGGACGCAUCAAGUCGGAACAACCCAACAGCAGUCUUUACACAUACGAGGCAACUCUGACGAUGCAGAUGGGAGGUGGCGAGAAGGAAUACGCUCUCAACCCCGAGCAAUUGCUUCUCAGAGGUGCUACACUCCGAAACACUCCCUGGGUCCAUGGUGUCGUAGUGUUCACCGGCCAUGAAACAAAGCUAAUGCGAAACGCUACUGCGGCUCCCAUCAAGCGUACCAAGGUCGAGAGAAAACUCAACUGGCUCGUCCUCUUGCUGGUCGGAAUUUUGCUGGUGUUGAGUAUCGUGUGUACUGUCGGAGAUUUGAUUCAACGAAAGGUCGAAGGAAAUGCUCUUUCAUACCUUUAUCUGGAACCUACGAACACUGCUGGACAGAUCACCCAGACGUUCCUCAAGGAUAUGGUCACAUAUUGGGUUCUGUUUUCGGCUCUGGUUCCUAUCUCCCUCUUCGUCACCGUCGAGAUGGUGAAGUACUGGCACGCAAUUUUGAUCAACGACGACCUUGAUAUGUACUACGACAAGAACGACACACCUGCUACCUGCCGAACUUCAAGCUUGGUGGAAGAGUUGGGAAUGGUAGAAUACGUUUUCUCAGACAAGACUGGAACACUCACCUGCAAUCAGAUGGAGUUCAAGCAAUGUUCAAUCGCUGGAAUCCAAUACUCUGAGGAUGUACCGGAGGACCGUCGACCAACCAUGAUUGAUGGCGUUGAAGUCGGACUUUUCGAUUACAAGGCUCUCAAGUCUAAUCUCGCCAAUGGACACGAGACCGCUCCUGCAAUUGACCAUUUCUUGUCACUGCUCGCAACGUGUCAUACUGUUAUCCCGGAAAUGGAUGAAAAGGGCGGUAUCAAGUACCAAGCCGCUUCCCCUGACGAAGGUGCUUUGGUCGCUGGUGCCCUGGAUCUCGGUUUCAAGUUCACUGCUCGAAAGCCUAAGUCGGUUAUUAUCGAUGCCAAUGGCCAGGAACUCGAGUACGAACUCCUUGCUGUUUGUGAAUUCAACUCAACCAGAAAGCGAAUGUCAACUAUCUAUCGAUGCCCCGACGGCAAGAUUCGAUGCUACUGCAAGGGUGCCGACACUGUUAUUCUGGAGCGCCUCAAUGACCAGAAUCCCCAUGUCGAAGUCACGCUCCGACAUCUUGAAGAGUACGCUUCCGAGGGUCUGCGAACACUGUGUUUGGCUAUGCGAGAAAUCCCCGAGGACGAGUUCCAAGCAUGGUACAAGAUCUACGAUACUGCUCAGAUGACCGUCGGUGGUAACCGUGCUGAUGAAGUGGACAAGGCUUCGGAAAUCAUCGAGAAGGACUUUUUCUUGCUCGGCGCAACUGCUAUUGAGGAUCGUCUUCAAGAUGGUGUUCCUGAGACAAUUCACACUUUGCAGCAGGCCAACAUCAAGGUUUGGGUUCUUACAGGAGAUCGACAAGAGACUGCCAUCAACAUUGGAAUGAGUUGCAAGCUUCUCAGCGAAGAUAUGAUGCUUUUGAUCGUCAACGAGGAAUCGGCAGCCGCUACACGAGACAACAUUCAAAAGAAGAUCGACGCUAUCAGAACACAGGGUGAUGGCACAAUAGAAACGGAAACUUUGGCUUUGAUUAUCGACGGAAAAUCUUUGACGUACGCACUUGAGAAGGACCUGGAAAAGAUGUUCCUCGACCUAGCGAUUAUGUGCAAAGCUGUCAUUUGCUGUCGUGUGUCUCCCCUUCAAAAGGCCCUCGUUGUUAAGCUUGUCAAGAAGUAUCAGAAGGAGUCGAUUCUCCUCGCUAUUGGUGACGGAGCAAAUGACGUUUCUAUGAUUCAAGCAGCCCAUAUUGGUAUCGGUAUCAGUGGUGAAGAAGGUCUCCAAGCAGCACGAAGUGCCGAUGUGGCUAUCGCUCAGUUCAGGUUCCUACGAAAGCUAUUGCUGGUUCAUGGCGCAUGGAGUUAUCAGCGUGUCACAAAGACGAUCCUGUUCUCUUUCUACAAGAACAUUGCCUUGUAUAUGACACAAUUCUGGUACACAUUCCAAAACGUCUUCUCCGGUCAAGUUAUUUACGAAUCAUGGACACUGUCAUUCUACAACGUCUUCUACACCGUUUUACCUCCCCUGGCACUCGGUAUUUUGGAUCAGUUCAUCUCGGCCCGCCUACUUGAUCGUUACCCUCAGCUUUACAUGAUGGGCCAGCAGAACUACUUCUUCAGACUGAAGGUCUUCCUUGAGUGGAUCGCCAACGCCAUUUACCAUUCAAUUGUACUCUACAUUUGGGGUCAACUAUUCUGGUACGGCGAUCUCAUUCAAGGAGAUGGUAAAAUUGCUGGUCAUUGGGUUUGGGGCACGGCGCUUUACGGUGCUACUCUUCUUACUGUUCUCGGAAAGGCCGCCCUUGUCACCAACAACUGGACAAAGUACCACGUUAUCGCUAUUCCCGGAAGCAUGGCCAUCUGGUAUGUCCUGACUGCCGUCUACGGUAUCGUCGCGCCAAUGGCCGGCGUGUCCAAGGAGUACCAAGGUACCAUUCCUAGGAUUUACGAGAGCCCCGUCUUCUGGCUACAGACGGUCUGCCUUGCCAUCAUGUGCUUGUUGCGUGAUUUCGUUUGGAAGUAUGUCAAGCGCAUGUACCGCCCGCAGACAUACCACCACAUCCAGGAAAUCCAAAAAUACAAUAUCCAAGAUUAUCGACCCAGAAUGGAGCAGUUCCAAAAAGCAAUCCGAAAGGUACGACAAGUGCAGCGUAUGCGCAAGCAACGUGGAUAUGCCUUCUCGCAAGCGGACGAGAGUCAAACACGUGUGCUUCAGGCAUACGACACUACUAAGCAUCGUGGAAGAUAUGGUGAGAUGGCCAGUUCAAGGCCAGCGGGCAGGUAA
Messenger RNA from Fusarium coffeatum, 4092 nucleotides. RefSeq lists its product as uncharacterized. Gene Ontology annotation, biological process: phospholipid translocation; endocytic recycling; post-Golgi vesicle-mediated transport. The coding region runs from base 1 to 4092 and encodes 1363 amino acids. The record is from RefSeq and is a predicted model, not a curated record. Gene Ontology annotation, cellular component: plasma membrane. Lineage: Eukaryota; Fungi; Ascomycota; Sordariomycetes; Hypocreales; Nectriaceae. Gene Ontology annotation, molecular function: magnesium ion binding; ATP hydrolysis activity; ATP binding. The transcript is spliced from 3 exons.